Messenger RNA from Saccharomyces eubayanus, 2139 nucleotides. It is a transcript of the gene GCD6, whose product is annotated as translation initiation factor eIF2B catalytic subunit epsilon. Gene Ontology annotation, molecular function: translation initiation factor binding; translation initiation factor activity; guanyl-nucleotide exchange factor activity. Gene Ontology annotation, biological process: biosynthetic process. Bases 1 to 2139 code for a protein of 712 amino acids. The transcript has a single exon. The record is from RefSeq and is a predicted model, not a curated record. Gene Ontology annotation, cellular component: eukaryotic translation initiation factor 2B complex. Lineage: Eukaryota; Fungi; Ascomycota; Saccharomycetes; Saccharomycetales; Saccharomycetaceae.
AUGGCACCAAAGAAGGGGCAAAAGAAGAAUGGGCAAAACAACCAUGCAAGAAAUUCUGAUAUGGACGUUGAAGACCGUUUGCAAGCUGUUGUCUUGACGGAUUCUUACGAAACUAGAUUCAUGCCGCUAACAGCUGUCAGGCCAAGAUGUCUGUUGCCGUUGGCUAAUGUACCGCUCAUUGAAUAUACUUUGGAAUUUCUAGCCAAAGCCGGUGUACACGAAGUUUUUUUGAUUUGCUCUUCUCAUGCUAACCAAAUUAAUGAUUACAUCGAAAACUCCAAAUGGAAUUUGCCUUGGUCUCCAUUCAAAAUCACGACCAUAAUGUCCCCUGAAGCUAGGUGCACAGGUGAUGUCAUGAGGGAUCUGGAUAACAGAGGUAUCAUUACUGGUGAUUUCAUUUUAGUAAGUGGUGAUGUGGUGACCAACAUCGACUUCAGUAAAAUGCUGGAAUUUCAUAAAAAAAUGCAUUCCCAAGACAAAGACCAUAUCUCCACCAUGUGUUUGAGCAAAGCUACCAGUUACCCUAAAACAAGAACCAUUGAACCUGCCGCAUUCGUCUUGGAUAAAUCCACUAAUAGAUGUAUUUACUACCAAGAUCUACCAUUGCCAAGCUCUAGAGAAAAGACUUCCAUUCAAAUCGAUCCUGAAUUAUUGGACAAUGUUGAUGAAUUUGUGAUAAGAAACGAUUUGAUCGAUUGUAGGAUCGAUAUUUGCACUUCCCACGUUCCCUUAAUUUUCCAAGAGAAUUUCGACUACCAGUCACUGAGAACAGAUUUCGUUAAAGGUGUUAUCUCUAGUGAUAUCUUGGGGAAACAUAUUUACGCCUAUGUAACGGGUGAAUACGCCGUAAGAGUUGAGAGUUGGCAAACCUACGAUACAAUCUCUCAAGAUUUCUUAGGAAGAUGGUGUUAUCCUUUAGUCUUGGAUUCUAAUAUACAGGAUGACCAGACAUAUUCAUAUGAAUCAAGACAUAUAUACAAAGAAAAAGAUGUUGUUUUGGCUCAAUCUUGUAAAAUUGGUAAAUGUACUGCUAUCGGCUCAGGCACCAAAAUCGGAGAGGGUACUAAAAUUGAAAACUCUGUUAUUGGAAGGAACUGCCAAAUUGGUGAAAAUAUUAGAAUUAAGAAUAGCUUUAUUUGGGAUAACUGUGUCAUCGAAAACAAUAGCAUUAUCGACCAUUCAUUACUCGCUUCCAACGCCAUGUUGGGAACCAAUGUACACGUAAAUGACGGUUGUAUCAUCGGCUAUAAUGUCAAAAUUGAUGCUAACAUGGAUUUAGAUGGAAAUACUAAAAUAUCCGCAAACCCAUUGAAGAGCGCUUUCUCUGGGAUGUAUGGCAACGAUGAUGACGAAGAACUUAGUGAAGACAAUGAUGGCCAAGUAUUAGCUGUCUCUAUAGUUGGAGAAAAGGGUGUUGGCUACAUCUAUGAAAGUGAAUUUUCUGAUGACGAAGACAGUUCUACAGAAGCCUAUAAAGAAGUGAACACUUUGAGUAACCAAUUAGAAGAGUUAUACCUAAGUGAUGACUCCAUUUCCUCUACCACCAAAAAGACCAAGAAAAAGAGAACGAUGUCUGUCAAUAGUGUAUACACUGAUAGAGAAGAAUUUGAUUCAGAAUUUGAGGAAGAAGAUUUCGAAAAAGAGGGUAUUGCUACUGUAGAGCGUGCUAUGGAAAAUAACCAUGAUCUUGACACCGCCCUACUAGAAUUAAAUACUUUGAGAAUGAGUAUGAACGUCACGUACCAUGAAGUGAGAAUAGCAACCAUUACUGCAUUAUUGAAAAGAGUUUACCAUUUCAUCGCAACUCAAACAUUAGGUCCCAAGGAUGCUGUGGCCAAAGUUUUCAAUCAAUGGGGGCUACUAUUUAAGAGACAAGUCUUUGAUGAAGAAGAAUACGUUGAUCUAAUGAACAUCCUAAUGGAGAAAAUUGUAGAACAAAAUUUUGAUAAACCGGAUUUGAUCCUAUUUAGUGCAUUGGUUUCUCUAUAUGAUAAUGACAUCAUUGAAGAAGAUUCCAUUUAUAGAUGGUGGGACAGUGUUUCUGUUGAUCCUUGUUAUGAUGAAGUUAAGAAAUUGACGGUGAAAUGGGUCGAAUGGUUACAAAAUGCUGAUGAAGAAUCUUCCUCAGGAGAGGAAUAA